AUGAAGCACCAAGAUGACAAGAAUGGCAACUGUGGCAUUUUGACCAGUACUGGAGUGAAUAGUGUCAGGGACGUGAAUGCGACCGAAUUGCGCCUUGAGCGGCAGCCUCAACUCGCAUAUCAUCCUCUGCUAAUUCCUCCUCUGGCAACCGUGUGCGGUCGUGCCCUCGGAUAUGCGCUGCAUGAGUUGGGGACGAUGGUGCCGCCGGCGGUGUUCACCGGUCAGGGCACGCAGUGGGCGCAAACGGGCACCGAUCUUUCUGCGUACUCUAUCUUCCGUCGCCGGUUGGAGGAGGCGGAGGAGGAGUAUCUAUCUUGGAGGAUCCGGCCAUCGGACGACCUAAAUGCGCCACUCCCGAAUGACCCUGUAGAGGUCGCAGUCUCCCUCAGCAAGGAAACGGGUGAUCUCUUUGAGGAAGUAGGAAGAGAAAAUGACGGGCUUUCCGCGGAGGCCAAUGCACUGUCGAAGAAGCUUCUAGAUGUCCACAAAUAUCUCAGUCGGGUUAAAAGACACACAGACCCAGACCCUAGAAUUCGGGAUCGAGCGCUAGAUCUUCUUCAAGAACUGAUGCUCAUUGAUAAGUGGCCGGCCUGGCCCGAGGUAGCGGAGCGGGCAGAUGAAAGCCUACGCAGGAUUGUGGAGGGUUUCAACUCUCACCCGCAGAGCGAUCAAAAAGCAAGGUUCACCGAGGUUCUGAGGACAGGGCCGACGUUCCUUGUUUUGAGUCCCAUCAUUACCGCGCGUUUGAUCAUGGAGCUCGACCAGUCCACGACACUUUCGGAUGAGAUAGCAAUUCUGAUGAGCGAUCGUGGGGAGUCGCAAGAAGACGGGAUUUCACGGGAUACAGCCAUCACACGCAUUCUGUCAGCCCUCUGGGAUCUUUCAGGAUGCGAGGGUUGUGAGAGGUCCCCGACUGAGCAGAAGGGGCACGUUGGCAGGCUAUACCUGGGCAGGCCCGAGCGAACAGACGGUGCGAAGAGCAUGUUGGAUGUGCUCAUCUCUCCGCCUUCAUUGCAGUAUUGGCAGGAGUUUGGGUGUACCACGACCCAGGAAGAGAUUACCUCGGCCGGAAAGGCUCCCCCUGCGAAGAUGGACGGGACCAACUUGUGUACGAAGCUGGGUGAAGAGAAUCACGCUCGCCUGCUCUUGCAGCUCGAAGACGGCGGAUUCUCCACGUACGACUAUGCCUGCGCAUUGCACCAUGAAGCCGCACGCGGCGGUGGGGUCCCCCUAAGGCGCGCUCUUGAAGAAUACAGGCUCGACAUUCCGCAGAAGAUUGCGUUGUGUCAUGCCGUCGCACGCGGGUUCUGGCAGUCGUAUGAGACGAAGAUGAUGCUGGCGAGGUGGUCCGAUACCACCAUCUGGCUUAUGCCAAACUCCGACAACCCGGCUGACCCGCUGCCAUGCAAAGUCUUCAUCUCAAUCCCCUUCACCCUCACUGAGCACGAGUUGGAGGAGUUUUCGACCAGGGACCUGAUUCACCGAUGUCCCCGGAUUUUUUCACUGGGGGUUCUGCUCCUGGAGAUUUGUCUGAGAAGGUCGAUUCAGACGCCCCAGCUCCAACAAGAUGCAACGGGCUUUGUUCGCGAUAUGAACAAAACCUUCCGCACCAUCUCGAAGCUCUUCGACGAAUUUCAAGACGACAGCUGGACAGGGUACACGGGCAAGUUUGUCCUGAACCAGGCCUUUGAUGCGUGUGUCCGAGGAGGUAUCUUCAAGUUUCACACCAGCAUGGACAUUUUGGAGAGACGGAAGAUUCUGAAACAAAGGGUUGUGACGCCGCUGGAGUGGCUGGCGAGUUCGCUGCCCAGCAAUUACAAGCGCAGCAACCACUGCGAGAGAAAAGAUCGUUCGGAACCACCGCCGCCUGCCGACAGCCCGACUUUCAACAGCCCUAACUCUGCCGACAAGCCACCUCCAGGCUCUCAAACCUCCGCUUCGUUUCAUCUUAGAGGUGUCGGGAAGUCCCAAGAGUGGAUGAGCAAACUACGAGGCAUGAGUGUUGAGCUUCGAAACAGUGGACUGAGACCCACCCGUGUGGCGAUACUAGAUACGGGAUGCAAGCUCGCGACGGAAUACUUUCAGGGCCAUAAGAAGCGACAAGCCCAGAUCAAGGGAUACAAGGAUUUUGUCACCGACUCCGAGGGGCCUCAGUUUAUGAGCGACUCAGACGGGCAUGGGACUUUCAUGACUACUCUCGUGACAAAAGCCACACCGUUCGCGGACAUUUAUGUCGCGAAAGUGACGGAAAAAGAUCUCAAUACCUCCGGCACUGCAGAUAGGAUCAGCAAGGCCUUGAGAUGGGCGGCCACCGACAAUGAGUGCAGCAUCAUCUCGAUGUCUUGGGGACACGACGACGAGGACAAGGUCAUUGAGGAUGCCGUGAGGAAAGUACUCGGUGAUAGAAAGGGUAAGAUAGUCUUCCUCGCCGCCGCGGGCAACGACGGCCUUUACCAAGGCGCGACCACCCCCGCAAAGCUGGAGACUGUGUUCUCGAUACGCUCGGCCGACUCCAAUGGGAACCCCAGCAGCACGAAUCCCCCGUGGGAGGAGCCAUACACGAACCUAUCACUCACCGCGAUCGGCCAAGACGUUCCAGAGAGGCUUUGUGAAUACAUUCCCGAUACGCGUAGGGCGGGCUCUUCGGUCGCUACGGCGGUGGCAGCGGGAAUCGCUGCCCUUUUGCUUUCGUACGCUACAUACCUCCAUGAGCAAUACCCGGAGGAAUUGGAUGCCAGCUCCCUCGAGGAACUACGAAAAAAGGACGGUAUGGCGAACCUGUUUAAUCAUAUUUCCAAGCCGCGGGGCCCUGGAUUGCGCUUGAUCUGUCCCGAGAUACUCUUUAUCUACGACCGAAACACGGGAAAACAAAGGGCCCACACGUUCGCAUUGCUCGCGUCGGGCAACAGAAUUGUGAAUGUUUCUGAGACCACCGGAAACCCAAGCCUCAUCAUCCCCAAUCGGGUGGACUUGGACGUUCUCCAAUCGCUGGCUGAUGUCCUGCGCGAGGAUCUGGGGGUCGACCUCCAGGUACUCAAGCUCCGACUCGCUGGAUGUCCCCGUCAUAAAGGUCGCCUUGUGAGCAAACAUCUUUUGGCUCACCAUGCCGUCGCGUUUGUUGCGGAUGACAUCCACCCGACAGAGGGUGUGGGGUGGGCUGCCUCAGUAGAACCGGCACUGGGCCUCACUACGUGUGAAGACGCACUGCUCAUGGACAUGACAUCAGCCGUAGAGGUUGAACGGAUAAGGGGACGAGCCCUGACGAACGAAGGAGAGACGACGGGGGAUGAGUUAGGGCUAGGUUGCACCACGGCGGAGCUGCUCGAAAGCCUUCCGGACACCACCGGCGAAGAGGGCGCAACAGAUGGGAUGACAGUAGAAGAUGCCACCGACGAAGGCACGACAGAGGGAGUUGAAGACGGAGUGACAACAGAAGACGAUGGCACAGCCGACCCAGCCGCACUGGACACCGUCGUACUCACCACGCUCGUAACGCACCAAGUCGUAGCCAGCACAUCACCGCUCAACCGGUUCUAA
Aspergillus brunneoviolaceus CBS 621.78 is the source of this 3537-nucleotide messenger RNA. RefSeq names its product S8/S53 family peptidase. Lineage: Eukaryota; Fungi; Ascomycota; Eurotiomycetes; Eurotiales; Aspergillaceae. Gene Ontology annotation, biological process: proteolysis. The transcript is spliced from 8 exons. The record is from RefSeq and is a predicted model, not a curated record. Bases 1 to 3537 code for a protein of 1178 amino acids. Gene Ontology annotation, molecular function: serine-type endopeptidase activity.